Molecule: messenger RNA, 781 nt
Organism: Branchiostoma floridae (Florida lancelet)
Lineage: Eukaryota; Metazoa; Chordata; Leptocardii; Amphioxiformes; Branchiostomatidae
Product: zinc finger and SCAN domain-containing protein 12-like
Exons: 2
Coding region: 98-781 (227 amino acids)
Biological process (GO): regulation of transcription by RNA polymerase II
Cellular component (GO): nucleus
Molecular function (GO): RNA polymerase II transcription regulatory region sequence-specific DNA binding; DNA-binding transcription factor activity, RNA polymerase II-specific
Source: RefSeq, a predicted model, not a curated record
AUGUGGCGAGUUAGUGUUCUGUUCCGUGGUGCCUGCCUCUAAUACGCCAGAGACACGAGUUUUACGGUACUUCUACACAACACGGACCAGAAACGAGAUGGCCGAUCCCAGCUGUGGAGGUUCUACUGAAGAUAUGCAUCCUGGUCACCUUGGGAACGAGACUGAAGAUCUUGGCUCUUGGAACCCUCGGGACGAGACUGAAGAUCUAUGCCCCAGCCAUCCUGGGAAGGAGACCAGCAGCAGGGAGGGCCAGACAGCAGACGCAGGCCGGCAGCAGGACUGGGAAGAACCAGCUUCAUGCCAGGAAACGUUUGAUGGGAAGGUCAGGAAAACUGGGUCGUCAUCACAGACAGAACGGGAAGAAAGUUGCAAUACUGAAAAGCCCUACAUGUGUGGGGUGUGUGGGUACAGGACAGCUCAGAAGUCAGACCUAUCUGAACAUGUGAAUACUCAUAAUCUCUUCAAGUGUGACCAGUGUGACUUUUCUGCUGCAGAUAGAUACACUUUUAUCAGACAUCUAAGAAAGCACAGUGGUGAGAAACCCUACAUGUGUGGGGAGUGUGGGUUCAGAGCAGCUCGGAAAUCUACCUUAUCUGAACAUAUGAGAAUUCAUACAGGUGAAAAACCCUACAAGUACAAGUGUGACCAUCAUCAGUCGGCUGCUGUGCAGUCGGUCACGAUUCUAUUCCACCUCAGUCUGUCGGCAGCCAGUGCAGCUAUAGCAGUGGGGUUCAGGUCGCCCUCCGCGUCCCCCAGCAGGUUUUGUAUAUACGACAGGUAG